Molecule: messenger RNA, 6754 nt
Organism: Tribolium madens (black flour beetle)
Lineage: Eukaryota; Metazoa; Arthropoda; Insecta; Coleoptera; Tenebrionidae
Product: unconventional myosin-IXa-like
Exons: 8
Coding region: 225-6188 (1987 amino acids)
Biological process (GO): intracellular signal transduction
Cellular component (GO): myosin complex
Molecular function (GO): protein binding; microfilament motor activity; GTPase activator activity
Source: RefSeq, a predicted model, not a curated record
CCUGCGAUAAGUUUGUCUAGUGAGUUGAUAAUAAAAAAAAUGGUGGUUGUUAGCCUUCUUUUGCGUGAUAAUUAUUAAAUCACAAUGAAAUGGGUACUUUUUGGCCACGUGUGAGUCUCACAACCCGUCUGUUAUCGUUUUAGGAGUGUCUAAAUCGAGAAACGGUCGGGUGAAGCCAGCCCCCAAAAUGCCACUCUCUGGGGCCCAUUGACGCUUCAUUCACCAUGUCAACAACGGAGAACAACCGGUAUAUUGUGCAAGUGUACGUGGGGGCCUUAUCGGCGCUCUAUGAAGCCUUGUCAGUGGAAGCCAGUAAACAAACCACAUCCGAAGAGAUCGUUUCGUGUAUCGUUGAACGUCUCCUCCUCAAUGAAAACGUCACUUAUGAGUUGGCUGAAGUCAUAGGAGAUGACUUCGGGGAGGACUGCAAGGAGCGCCGGUUAGCCCCCUCCGAGAAUCCGGUCCAGGUGAUGAUGCUAUGGCCCAAAAACCGAACCGACCAGUCUUCAUACAGAUUCUACCUCCGAGAGAAGAUCAGCGAUUUUGGAUGGCAGGACCAGUUCGUGAUGGACCCCCAACUGAUCAAAGACUACUUCCACCGUUUCCUCUACCAGCCGAAAGACCGGGAAUACCCCGAUUUAUGCCAAUUACCCGAUUUGAACGAACAAACUUUACUCGACAAUCUUCGUGCCCGUUUCGUCGCUGGUCACAUCUACACCUACGUUGGAUCAAUCCUAAUUGCACUAAAUCCGUUUAAAUUUUACCCAAUUUACAAUCCUAAAUACGUGAAAUUGUACCAGAAUCGUAAAUUGGGCCCCAAUUUGCCCCCACAUAUAUUCGCAGUUGCUGAUACCGCUUAUUAUUGCAUGUUGAAAGACCGCAAGAACCAAUGUAUUGUUAUAAGUGGGGAGAGUGGUUCCGGGAAGACCGAAAGCACAAAUUUCCUCCUACAUCACUUAACGGCUUUGAGUCAGAAAGGUUCCCAUGGGAGUGGCGUCGAACAAACUAUUUUAAGUGCCGGUCCUGUUUUGGAAGCUUUCGGGAAUGCGAAAACAGCACAUAAUAACAAUUCCAGCCGUUUUGGGAAAUUCAUCCAGGUUAAUUAUAAGGAAAAUGGAAUGGUUCAUGGGGCCGUAGUCCAGAAAUAUUUACUGGAAAAGUCCCGAAUUUGUUCACAGGGACGCAACGAACGCAAUUACCACGUCUUCUAUUACCUCCUCGAAGGAGCCACUGAACAAGAAAAACAAAUCUUGCAUUUAAAAACCCCCGAUCAGUAUUACUACUUGAACAAAUCGUGUCAUUCAUUGGAGAAUGUCGAUGAGAGUUACGAAUUUUCCCGAUUGAAACAAUCAAUGGAAAUGGUGGGUUUCACCGCUGAGAAACAACGUCGUCUAUUUUCGGUACUUUCCGCUGUUUUGCUUCUUGGUAAUGUUGAGUUUCAACCACGUCGACCUGCCUAUCAUCAUGACGAAUCAGUCGGUGUAAAAAACCCCGAAGUUGUGUUUUUAAUAUCGGAAUUGUUGCGUGUUAAACAAGAGACGUUAUUGCAAGCUUUAACGGCGAAAAAAGCACGAGCUUCGGGGGAAACCCUCGUUAUUACGUAUAAAUUACCCGAAGCUAUAGCAAGUCGAGAUGCGAUGGCUAAAUGUUUAUACGGGGCACUCUUCGAUUGGAUUGUUUUACAAGUGAAUCAUGCUCUCUUAUCGAAAAAAGACACGCUACGGGAACACCAAGGCAACUCGAUUGGUGUUUUAGAUAUUUUCGGGUUUGAGGAUUUUGGUUUAAAUAAUAGUUUCGAACAAUUGUGUAUUAAUUACGCCAAUGAACACUUGCAGUAUUAUUUCAAUCAACAUGUCUUUAAAUACGAACAAGAGGAGUAUAGGAAGGAGGGGAUUCGGUGGAACAAUAUCGAUUUUAUGGACAAUACUGGGUGUCUCCAAUUGAUUGAAGGCAAACCCAAUGGGUUAUUAUGUCUCCUUGAUGAUCAAUGCAAUUUCCCAGGGGCCACCAACGAGACUCUCCUUCAAAAAUUCAACACCGUUCACAAAGACAACAAGUUCUACAACAAACCGCAGAAGAAAGAGGGCGCAUUUAUCGUUGUCCACUAUGCCGGUAAAGUCAAAUACCAAGUGACCGACAUGCGUGAGAAAAAUCUCGAUUUGAUGCGACAAGAUAUUGUCGGUGUAUUGAAAAACAGUUCAAUGGCAUUUGUACGUGAAUUGGUUGGGGCUGAUCCAGUUGCUGUGUUUCGAUGGGCAAUUGUUCGGGCUUUUUUUCGCGCUUAUUUUGCAUUUCACGAAGCUGGACGAAAGCACCGACAAGGACGUGUUGAUGGAAAUAAAAAUAACAUACAACAGCGCUACCAACGUAAUCAUAUUCCAAACGAAAAUAUUAUUAGCAAACAACGAAACAUCCUCUCAAUCAAUAGACUUGGACGAAACAACGAAAACAACGAAGUUCCUAGCAAUAAUAAUAAUAGACUCUCUUGGCCACAAUUUUAUCAACGAAAUCGAGCAAUAGGAGGCGCCACUAGUAAUAAAACACUAGACGAUGAACGAAGAAGAAAAGAUUCGACAGGAAACAAUCCUAAUUCGGCAUUAGAAAGAGUGCUGUGUCCGGACGAAGCAAGGGCCAUACAGAGAGCUAAUCAAAUUGUAAUGAAGAAUAAGUCGUUUCGUCCCCGCGAGCGUAGCAAAAAAGGUUUGAAGAAUCUGCAAUCGGUUAAAACCCUUGCUGGUCGUACCGGUUUAACCGCAACGAAUCAAGGCCAACUUGGUAAAGCCCGAAAACAGCCAAUGACAGUAACGGCUCAGUUUCAACAGUCGCUUCAUUCGCUCAUGGAUACGUUGAAUCAAGCAAAUCCGUUUUUUAUUCGUUGUAUCAAAUCGAAUAGUAAUAAAAUACCGAAUCAGUUCGAUGAUGAAACGGUUCAAAGACAGUUGAGAUAUACAGGGAUGUUGGAAACAGUGAGGAUAAGACAAGCCGGUUUUAACGUUCGGUUAACCUACGAUGAGUUUAUACAAUUAUAUCGGAUUUUGUUACCGAAAGGUUUGCUCAGUUCGCAGAAUGAUGUGCGAAAUUUUUUGGCGACGCUUAAUUUAGAUAGAGAUAAUUAUCAAUUGGGGAGUAGUAAAGUGUUUCUACGCGAAUCCGAAAAGCACAAAUUAGAUUGUAAAUUGCAUCAACAAAUUAUGGCGAGUAUUAUUACAUUACAAAGAUGGUUUCGGGUUUGUUUGGAACGGAGAAGAUUUCUCAGGAUUAAAAGUGCCGUCAUUACAAUACAGUCCUACUGUAGAAUGUUUCUAGUGCAGAAAAAUAUCAAGAAAUUAAAUGCUGUUGUCAAAAUACAGAAAGCAUGGAGGGGGUAUAAAAAUCGCAACGAUUGGGUGAAAAUUCGUGGGAAAAUCAUCGGUUUUCAAGCUUAUUGUCGAGGGUUUUUGUUACGCAAGAAAUUGCUUGCAGUUCGAGAGUCAAAAAUUCACAAACAGAUCCAAUUCUUCAAGUCGUAUCAAAUCGCUGAAACUUUCUUCCUGCAGUACCUCAAUCUUGUUAUUUGCGAAUUGGAGGAUACGAAAAAGGAGGGUGUACUCCUCGAUGAUUCAAAACGAAAAAUCAGUAAAACACACAAAACGAUCGAUUAUUCCGAACUUGAUUACGAUCCACAAUCUCAUCGUAAAAAUAGUGAUGAUUCAUUAAAUACCGAAUCGUUUUUAUCAUCACAUCCAAAAAGUAAACAAUGGUCAACACAAAGCACCGAUUCGGAGACAUUUUGUACACAUUCAGCGCCGCCAACUGUCGGUAGUUUUUCAUCGGAGGAGGUUUUCAAAAACGAAGAAAUCUCAACAAAACCCCAACUAACACGAGCACCACCUGUUAAUGCCAAACGUAAUCUAGAAGGCUUAAAAAGUCUCCCACCUGUACGCCGAACAAAUCGUGAAAUUCGUACAAAUGAUGAAAAAACAGAAGUUUAUUAUGGUAAUGAUCACACACCGAAUAAAUUAGAACAGAUUUUGGGUAAACCAGAAGUGCCAAGUCGUAGUGUGCGUAAUAAAACGAAAAGAGGUCACGUGAAGAGUUUAGGAGAAGAAAUGACAGAUAGUGGAAGUUUAGAUAAGAGUGUGAUUUUAGGAACAAUUGAAGAAACAAAAACAUUACACAAAGAAGAUUUAAUUAAUAAACCAUCACUAACACCGAAACGUCAAAGACAUAACAUCGGUUUGGAUCUAAGAAGGCGAAAUAGUGAUCCUGCAACUAAAGCAAGUGUUAGUGAUACUAGUCCACAAAAAAUCCCACCCCCACAUGAUGAUAACCUCAAAUAUGAGAAAAAAAUUUAUAAUAAUUUUCAAAUUGCCGGUCAUACUUUUCGUAAAAUUCAUCGAUUACAAAAAGACGAUUUGUGUGCUUUUUGUAAUGAGAAAGUCGACAUUUUUCUCACUCAUGUGUACAAAUGUUCAAAUUGUAAGAAGAUUUUUCACACGAAAUGUAUCCAAAAUCGUAGUGUGUGUAAAAUGCCCUGUGACCAAUCAUAUACAAGUAGACGCAAACAAAGGAAACACUCACGAACACCAUACGAUUUUGGUAAGUUUAACCUAACCGGAACCUCGGAAUUCACCGAUCGUACCGAUCAAAUCAUCACUGGAACCGAAGAAUUGACAUUAAUGCAACAAUUCAUCACUGAUAAAAUCAUGAAAAUUGAGAAUGAAGUCGGGGAAAAACCGAGCGAUGUUGAUCGACUCUUCAAACAAGCAUUACGCGAAUUUAAGGAUAAUCUAGUACAGAUAUACAGUGCGGCCACAAAACAUGGAUUCGAUGCCGGUUGUAUACGAUAUAAAGACUUGAUAAUGAAUUUUAUGCAAGCGAUGCAAACGGUGUGUCAAAGGGAACAAAAAGAGAAUGAUGUUGAUUUUCCGGUAACGAUGGGUGUGAAUGCAUUUCGCGGCUUCAUGAACGAAUUUAUGUCAACACGAGCUGAGGAAAAACCGAGUAAAACAAAACGAAAAAAAGAGAAAAAACGCAAAUUGGAAACUUAUAAACAUAAAGGUCAUACUUUUCUCCUGACAAUCAUUAAUAUUCCUACGGCUUGUGAAAUAUGUAAUUCGUUUUUUAUGUGGCCAAUUGAGCGUGGUUUAGUGUGUCAAUCGUGUAAAUUGACAUGUCAUAAGAAGUGUUAUUUGAAUGCGACGAAUUGUAAUAAGGAAGAGGGUAGUGAAAGUCGUGUUUUUGGCGUACCUUUAGUGUCAUUAAUCACUGAAAAUAGUAAAGUCCCACUUGUUAUAGAACGUUUAUUGCGUACUAUAGAAAUGCGUGGGUCGUAUACCGAGGGGAUUUACCGAAAAUCCGGUGUUAGUUCAAAAAUCAAAGAAUUGAAAUCAAAAAUGGAUGAAAAUCCUGAUGAAGUUGAUUUUGAAAAGUAUCAAGUGCAUGUUUUAGCCUCAGUUUUGAAAUGUUUCUUGCGUGAAAUGCCUGAACCAUUAUUAACAUUUGAAUGUUAUGAGAAUUUUAUCACUGCUGCCAACUUAGAAGAUCCCCAAGAUCGUGUUGCAACACUAUAUGACAUUUUGAAAAAGUUACCACCGGCUAACUACGAUUUAAUGGAACGUUUAGUGUUUCAUCUAGCACGUGUUGCACUACAUGAAGAAGUGAAUCGAAUGAGUGCUGCAUCACUUGCAAUUGUUUUUGCACCUUGUGUCUUGCGAACCAAUAAAGUGGUGCCAGCUCAGGACAGUUUGCAGGAUAUUAGUAGUCAAACUCAAUGUAUUGAGACUAUAAUCAAGGAGCAGUUGCGUAAAGUGAGGGCCACUUUAGAUGAUAUUGAUACACUUGAUACUGCAUGUCAAGCAGCAACCAAUAGAUUGUCCUCAUUGAGGAGUUCUAAAGUUUUUAGUCCUGAGGAGUUGUUGCCGAGUAAUCAGCCUCAACAACAGACAACCAAUGACGAGGAGCAUCUCCUUGUGGAUCAUAUCCAAGAGAUCCAGAAGGAGAAGGAACAUUUGACGUCGACUUUGCCCACUUUGACACAUGCGAUGUCAGAUGAUGAUAUGUUGUCGACGGAUGGAGAUGGGAGUUUGGAUGAUAUUUCGUGUCUUGGGGAUGAUAAAGUGAGACUUCCGGUUGUGAGAGAUGGGGCGUUUCCGGUGAAAUUGAAAAGACAGUUGUCGGCGGAUUGUGAGGAUCCCAUUAUGGUGUAAAAAUGUACAUAGAGAAUUGUUUUUUAGUACUUAAAUUACAAUACUCGUAUUUCUUAAUCAAUCAGCUGUUGUAAAAUAAGCCAAAGCAAUAUUUUUCUUAUUGGUGCAAUUCGAUUCGUUGAGAUUGUUUAAGAAAUAGAAGAUAUUUAUUCGUGGAUAUUUAUUGAGAUGCAUUUUUAUAUUAUUGUUAAAUGUGUUUGUUGGUAGUUGAGUACCAGGGUCAUCACUCUUUUGCUAUUGUGCUUUUAAGUUAGUUCGUUUUUAGUUUACUAACAAUUUGCGUUGAUUUGUUUUUUUAACCAUUCCAUGGAAAUUUUAUGCUCAAAUGACUGCGCAUUCCUAUCUGUGUGAGCCAAAUCGGGAUGAUUUUUGCCAAUACGAUAGGGCAUUUCAGAACAUGACUGAAUUUAUAGAUUUCUCUCUUAUUAAAUGUUGGUUAAGUAAACGUUUAUAUCUAAAUUAAUAAAUAUACCAAAUGUUAACAAUAAUGACACAAUUGUAUAUCAAUAUAAAUAAAAUACUCUAAAUUUAAUAUGCUAAUAUUUUGUAAAUAAAAAUUACAAGUA